AUGACUACGCCGGCUCGCUUAGAAGAGGGCCAUGCAAUGAAUAGGAUCCCCGGUAGCAGCGGUGCUGAUGAAGAUCCUACAGAGCCUGGAACCGGGAACGAUGACACUGGGUAUGGAAACUUUCGUGGAGACUCUGACAUUAUGAACGGAGCGCCUAAAGGUUGGCCUUCUAUUGCCGCUAUUCAGUUAUACUAUCCCAAUUUCAGUAUUCAUCGACGCUUCUCCUACCUUCUGCAUCGGGUCCUCCUAGACCAAGAAACGAAGCUCGCGUACCUCGAGAAGAAACUAGAAGAGCUCGAUGAAAAAGACAAGGAAAGCAAUGCCUCCAGAUUAAAUUCAUUUCCAUUUGUUCCGGAAACGUUGCUCUCCGGCCACACUCUAUCUCAGGCUCAAUAUCAGCCUGCCUUUCUCCAAACAAACCCGACAACAUCGAAAUUAGUAAAGGAGGAGCAGAAGAAUACGAACGAUAAUAGCAUAUGGGAAAACAAAGAUCUAAUCCUAGAAUCCGCAAUGCCGAGAUUGAAGAAUUACGUUACCAACCGCGUGCAUCAGCACUUUGAAACAUUAAUAUACGGGGACACGCCCAUCAAAAGAUUUAUCAAGAAGAUCCUUGCGCGAACGCGCGGAAACUCUAACCUCGAAAUUGACAACUGGAUCUUAGUCUUUCUCCUCAAGGUCGUAGUAGUAUUCAUGAGCGGAGUACUACUGCUUUCCCCAGUUGCUAUACUUCUCCUCGUGAACCUAUCUAGGGCCGAGUCCUUUAUAGUCGUGGUCGCUUUCAACUUUGCAUUUGUAGCUGCCUUGGCCUGUUUGAACUGCAAUUGGGACACCAUCCUCAUCGGCUUGAGCGCAUAUAUGGCGGUACUUGUCACAUUCCUAUCGAACCUUGAGCAGGGAAAGACUUAA
Molecule: messenger RNA, 906 nt
Organism: Daldinia childiae
Lineage: Eukaryota; Fungi; Ascomycota; Sordariomycetes; Xylariales; Hypoxylaceae
Exons: 5
Coding region: 1-906 (301 amino acids)
Source: RefSeq, a predicted model, not a curated record